This is a messenger RNA of Ostrea edulis (European flat oyster), 2457 nucleotides long. RefSeq names its product E3 ubiquitin-protein ligase TRIM71-like. The transcript has 2 exons. Lineage: Eukaryota; Metazoa; Mollusca; Bivalvia; Ostreida; Ostreidae. The record is from RefSeq and is a predicted model, not a curated record. The coding region runs from base 138 to 1802 and encodes 554 amino acids. Gene Ontology annotation, molecular function: zinc ion binding.
UCGAUAACACGUAGAUAGCAUAUACAGGUUGACACGCCGCACAGGUAUUUAAUUCUCAGGAAUAGACGGAAGGUCGAAAGAACAGGGAGGCCAUGUUGGAUUUUAAGUAAAGUUCUCGUGUGAUCCCGGCGUCAGAAAUGCAUCCCCGGCGCAGUGCUCAGGAAGUCCUACUGUGUGACCUCUGUGAAACUGUCCCCCUACAGAGUCAUUGUGAACUUUGUAAUAUAAACUUAUGCAAGGCCUGUGUUGGGGAACAUCUCUCAGAUACCUCUAAAAGACACAAUGUCGUGCCGUUUUUACAGAGAAAGGAUACCCCUAACUACCCGAAAUGUCCAGACCACGCCGAUAAACACUGCCAAGCAUACUGUGAAAAAUGUGACAUUCCUGUCUGUAUUACCUGCGUCACCUCAGGUAAACACGAAGGUCACAAAUUAUCAGAAUUUCUGGAAAAACUCAGCGCUAAAACAGAAAGUUUACAAAAAGAUUUAGAAGAACUAGAGACGAGAAUAUAUCCCCGAUAUGAAGAAAUGGCGUCCGAUGUCCAAACUGAGAAAGCCGAAUUAAAAACGAAUUACGGAAAACUGACAACAGCUGCUGACCAACAAGGAGAAAUCUUACACAGAGAAAUCACCGCCAUUGUCAACCAGCGGAAAUCCGCCAUUGCGGAGAUGAAAACUAAACAUCUGGAUGCGGUAAAUGAAAAUACAGAAGAAAUCACACAGAAAAUGGCGGAACUCAAACAGAUCAUGUCCGACUUGAAAUCAAUCCUAAAAUCAAAUGACGUCUCCUUAACCGCUACUUACAAAUCUAGGAAUUCCGAAUUUAGAACACUACCGCCUAAAGUCCGAGUUACAGUACCCAGUUUGUCUGCUCAGAAAAUAAACAAAGAUCAGCUCAAUGAAAUGUUUGGUUCUCUGUCGCCAUUAUCCAUUAACACAGAACAUGGCGACACAAUGAAGUCAGCAGAAGCUGUAUCGUCUCCUCCAGUCAAACCACUGCUUGAUGAGCCGCGCGUCACCGCCACCAUAGACACUGGGUAUAACAAUCUAUUCAGUGUUAGCUGUCUGAGUGAAGAUCAAGUCUGGACAUGCGGGGAGAACGAAACCAUGAAGCUGCUCAGCCUCCAGAGUAAACUACUGACAUCAAUACAAACCAAGUCAGGGAACGAAUCAUGGGACAUAGCAGUGACACGGGACGGAGAUCUUGUUUAUACUGACACUAAUAAAAGAACUUUAAACCUGAUAAAGAACAAAAAGAUACAGACCGUGAUCACACUACAGGGGUGGUACCCUCUCUUUGUCUGCUGUACCGCCUCUGAUGAUCUCCUGGUUACCAUGGUCAGUGAUGAUGGAGAACAAUACAAAGUCGUGCGUUACUCCGGCUCCACAGAGAAACAAAGCAUUCAGUUUGAUGGUCAGGGUCGUCCUCUCUAUUCAUCUGAUCCUCGCACUCCUAAAUACAUCAGUGAGAACAAGAACCUGGAUAUCUGUAUGGCUGACUGUAAAGCUAGAGCAGUAGUGGUGGUCAAUCAGUCAGGAAAACUCCGAUUUAGAUACACUGGUCAUCCCUCUAAUACCAAGCAAUCAUUUGAUCCAGUCGGCAUCACUACAGACAGCCAGAGUCACAUCCUGACAGCAGACCAUGUCUAUAACCGUAUCCACAUCCUAGAUCAGGACGGACAGUUCCUCCGUUACAUUCACUGUGAUUUAGAGUUUCCAUUCGGUUUAUGUGUGGACAUCAGAGACAACCUCUUUGUGGCUGAGCAUGACACUGCUAAAGUGAAGAAAAUCCAAUAUCUAUAAACACAGUGUUAAUUACUCAGCUCUACAGCGUUAAUUACACAGCUCUACAGUGUUAAUUACACAGCUCUACAGUGUUAAUUACACAGCUCUACUCAGUGUUAAUUACAUCUGCUUGUGAAUUACAGUCCUGUGUUGAUUACAGUCCUGUGUUAAUUACAUCCCUGUGUUAAUUACAGCCCUGUGUUUGUGAUAUGUAACAUGUACUUGUGAGUUUAACUGAUAGAACAUUAGUCUCCACUGCUGUUUAGUAAUUAUAUCUUACAGUAUCUGUAUUAUUAUAUCUAGUGGAGCAUCAUUAAUUUUAGCAGAUUAAUUAAUUACUAAUUAUACUCUGUUACUAGUUAUCCAUCUCUAUACAAUCUUUUCAAAACCAGUGAAUUGCUGAACACAAUCUAGAGAAUGUAAAUCAGUUAUAAUCGUGAAGUAGUUAGAAUUGUCACUUUGUCAAUAUUUGUGUGUAGCCUUGAAUUAUAGUACAUCCACUACUGAGUACUUGUAUGUACUUGUACUGAGUACUUGUAUGUAUGUAUGUAUGUAUGUAUGGACUUGUUUCAGUGUGAUAAACUACUAACUGAACAUUAUUCUGUUUGUUAAUUAUAUAUUUCAAUAUAUGUUUUAUUUUACAAUGUAUAUAUUAGAUAAACAUGAUACAGAG